Molecule: messenger RNA, 336 nt
Organism: Cynara cardunculus var. scolymus (artichoke)
Lineage: Eukaryota; Viridiplantae; Streptophyta; Magnoliopsida; Asterales; Asteraceae
Exons: 2
Coding region: 1-336 (111 amino acids)
Source: RefSeq, a predicted model, not a curated record
AUGUCAAUCUUUACGAACCGUUUCAUGAUUUUUGUGGUUCUUGUUUGUUCAGUAGUUGUAAUCAUUGGCAACAAGUCGGUGUUAGCGCAAUGUCAAGGUGACGUGCAAGGACUCAUUGAACAAUGUGCACGUUAUGUACAGAAAUCAGGCCCUAUGAUUCAGCCAUCUGGUGGUUGUUGUAGCGUUGUCAAGAACAUAGACUUGGCCUGUGUGUGCGGCCAUAUUACGAUUGAGGUCGAGAACAUUAUCAGCAUGGAGAAGGCGGCAUUCAUCGCUCAAGCUUGUGGAAAACCACUUAGCCAUGGAACCCAAUGUGGAAGUUAUGUUGUGCCAUGA